Messenger RNA from Dothidotthia symphoricarpi CBS 119687, 1295 nucleotides. RefSeq lists its product as uncharacterized. The transcript is spliced from 2 exons. The record is from RefSeq and is a predicted model, not a curated record. NCBI's taxonomy places the organism in Eukaryota, Fungi, Ascomycota, Dothideomycetes, Pleosporales, Dothidotthiaceae. Bases 1 to 1233 code for a protein of 410 amino acids.
AUGCCACCGGAUGAAGACGAAGAUCCCGCAUCGCAGCCUUUCGAUGCAAGACUCAGAGGGCGGAUGCGCUACGACUACGCUCUCGGUUCUGGAUGCCUUGCCGCGGUGGUGCUUGCGCGAAUACAUGCCACACAGCUCGGUCAUCCACUCCCCGCAAGUCUAUCCGAUGCCCAGUGGAGAAUUACUGGGAGAAACAUCCUCUGGAGCAUGCCGAGAAUAUUGCUUGAUACGUUGGUGACUGGUAAUCUCGCCAGAAAAUACCACUGCGGGAACGACAUGCUGGUGGAACUCUUCGAUGACUCGGAAUGGGCACAUGAAGCGACGUUGAUAGCGCCCAUGGUGUACACUGUCAUACUCUCAACCACAGGCAUGGGGCCAGGUCGAGGCCUCUCCCCGACCCCUGACCAAUUGAGACUUGUGAUCGGGAUGCUGAGAGGUUACGUGUCUCAGCACCCAGAUACCUUUGACGUUGCCCUCCAAGUCGAUAAUGCCUUUGGUCGUGUCCAUUCCACUGAAAACGAUCUCUACCAAGGACAUCACCACUUCUUGACUGCCACAAAGAACGGAGUGCGAAAGCCUGAGGAAGAGCCGCUGAAGCAUGCCCUGCAAUACAUUGGUUAUGCCUUCAAUUACAGCGCCCGCGAGAAGGACCACAUGCGUGGAGGAUCUGCCUUUCUCAUGCACCUUGUCAAGCACGUUUGCCAGGUCCUGUAUCCCAGGGAGUUCAACCUUGAAACGUUCCCUCUGUGUUUCCUAGCCAAAGAGGACGAAGUAUGCCUUGCCGAACUCCUAUUGACGCAGCUGGCCGAUAGCUUCCAUACCACUGGCGGAGGUUUCAAUGCCCACCCUCCUGGUUUGAACAAUACCAGCGCAGAGAUGAAGGAUUGGGUGAAGGAAGAUUGGGAAGGGUUCUGGAGGGAUCGUAGAGAGACCAGAGUGGGAAUGGGCUUCUGGGAGCAGGCGAGAUGCGAGGAGAUGGAUGUUUUGGAGCGUGGCGGAAUGGGACCUUCGGAGGCAGCCUCCGAAGGGUCGAUGGGAACACAACAGGCCAUGCUCUCGGCUGUGCAGGCCGAGAGCAAGGAUCUCGAGAAUGCUUCUCGAGAUUUUGAUAGAGAGGCGAAGCAGGAGGAGGAGGCUGUUGUGCAUAGGCUUGAACGGAUUGCAGCACACGAGGCGCUGGAGGGUCCCGAAUAUGCGGAGGUGCGAGAGUGGAUGUUGAAAAGGUUGUGUUGACGACUACGCCUUGUAGUACGAGAAUGUAAUGUUAGCCUUAAACCCUUUGUAUUUGCCAUGAG